UUAGCAGCUACAUGAAUUUUCUCGGACUCCCUGGGCCCCCACACACCUUCCCUGCGAUAUUAUCCCCCCACCCCAGGUAUCUGGUGGGGACCCUGGAACUGCUGGUGGCUGAAAAUUAUCUGCUCGUUCACUUGAGCGGAGGCACAAGCAGGGCCCAGGUGCCGCCUCUGGGCUGGAUCCGCCAGUGUUACCGCACCCUGGACCGGCGGCUCCGGAAAAACCUACGAGCCCUGUUGGUUGUUCAUGCUACAUGGUAUGUGAAGACGUUUCUGGCAUUGCUUCGGCCUUUCAUCAAUUCCAAGUUCACACGGAAGAUCCGAUUUGUGGACAGCCUGGGGGAGUUAGGCCGGCUCAUCUGCCUAGACCAACUUCACAUCCCCGAAGCUGUCAGACAGUGAGUCC
This is a messenger RNA of Heterocephalus glaber (naked mole-rat), 402 nucleotides long. The record is from RefSeq and is a predicted model, not a curated record. NCBI's taxonomy places the organism in Eukaryota, Metazoa, Chordata, Mammalia, Rodentia, Bathyergidae.